ACACAGAAUUCAGCAGUGAACAUAGGAGAUUUCAAUGAACUGUGCAACCAGUGUCAAAAGAAUAGUUUGUCUAAAGCUCUCCUGUUUGCUCAGCGUGCAGUCUUGCUAGGAACUGAACAGGGACAGAAGAAUGAACAGCAGAAAUUACUGGAGGAUGCUGUCAACCUUAUACAGCGCGUUCAAAUGGAAGAGAAAAAAAUUUUGCUUAGCAGCAUAGAUACCACCAAGCCAGUGGUGAAAAGACAAGUCCCACCACCCCCUCUUCUUGUUUGUCGUACAGACACUUUCAUGGUGUUCAAACCUGCACCUUUUGAGCCAGAAUCAGGAGAAAAGGUGGCCUGGUAUCGCAUCUUUGCCAGAAGUGUUUCACAAAUGAAUGUCAAAGUUAGACUCACUGACAACAGUUUUCCUGGCACAGGGGAUGAGGUUCCUUCAAGCCACUGUGUGAUGAAAGUGGAAAGCCUUGAACCAGACAAGCGCUAUGUGUUUGCUGUGGCUGCAUAUACUGCUGAUGGCAAGUUAAUUGGAGACCAUAUAGGGGAGACAACAAAAUCUUUCUUGGCUUCACACCCACUUCCUGUGCUUAUGACUUGGGCAUGUGUUUGUCAGAUGGCCUACCAGAGUGGAUGCUACAGCAUAUCAAACCAAGCUUUUCAUGUGUUGUGGGAUUACUUUGUGACAAAGCCAAACACUUCUUGUGAUGCCUCAUACAUUACCAGUCCAAAAAAGGAUUUCAGAAUAUCCCUGCUCAGGCUGAAUAAAGAGGUUGUGAGCUUGUCAUCGCCAAUCCUCUUGCGGCUGUUGCUUGCUGGUAUCUUCAUCAAUUCUGACAUUGCAGUCAAGGAAGGGCAACUAUUCUGUGAUGUUGUCUGUGAGAAGGGACAGUGCGAGCGACUUCUGGUGGCUAUUGAGUUGGCUUGUUGGCUUAAUGAGGCCAACCUGGUACUUCAGGCUGUGGUUCAGAUUUAUGGUCUGCUGGCUCCCAUUUUGUACCAUAAGCUUGCAGUAACUUCUGUUGUACAGCUUCUUCACAGAUGCCAUCUAGUUUUGAAGGAGAUCCCUCAAGAUCUAAUACAUAAGCGACAAAGUUCUGUUUCACACAGUCUUCGACACAUGAUUGCUUGUAGCACAUAUUAUGUGGCUAAGGUUUUAAAGACACGGGGACAGUAUGACAUCGCAACUGGCACUGUUGAAAUUGGAAGAUAUUUGCUUGGAGCUGACACAGCAGAGGAAAGAGGAGCUAUAUCAGAGGAUCUGCGAGAAAGUUCUGGCAAUGACAGUGAUCUGCUCGGCAAUGAAGACUCUAAAUUAGUUCAUGCUCAUAUCUCCUGCCUGCCAAGUGCCAUUGCUUUCAAAGAAGUUGAGAAAUUCAAGUCAAGGCCAAACUACAUGGAACUUCUCGUCCGAGUGUCACAGAAAGGUCUAGCAGAAGGUUUGGCUGACCAGGUAUUACAAUGGAGUGAUGAUGGAAUCAAAUGGCAAACUAAACGGGCGUUUGAAACUAUUGGCAACUUCACUUUCAUGAACAAAUAUCAAACUGCCAUGAGUAUCACAGGAAAUGAUCCCAAAAAGUUUGCUGCUGCCAUGGUUGAGUACAAGAAAGAUGGUAAGGGAAAUAAAAUCGAGAAAGCUGCUGCAAGCAAGUCAACUGAAAAGAAAAGACAGAAAUAUAAGCCCCUUCGUGUGACAACAAGCAUGUCUGACAUUGCACAACAGCAGCAGGAGGAAGCAGAACUAAAGGCCCUGGACAUCCUAAACCUUCAUUUGGUGGACUUAUAUAAGGCAAGGCUCAACAGAUGGAAGUGGAGACAAAUGGUUGCUUCUGACAUGCCCUGGAGAAGUCAGGUGAACAUCAUCCAAGGACUGUGCCAUCUGAAUCUCUUGCUGAUGAAGAUCAGGAACAGGGAGACAAUUAUCGGGUCCUCAGUGUACAGAACAAGCUAUUUAGAUCACGAAUGGUUUACACUGGAGACAGUUGGAGUGAUGGUAGCUGGCUGGAUUGGUGGCCCUUCAAAGUCCCUUCCUGGCCUGGACACAGACAACAGGCUUGAAGAUCUGGAAUUUCACCAGGCUCGGUUACACGAGAGAAUGUUGGAGAAGCAGACGACCUCACUCAUUGAGUAUGCUGCUGCAGAAGUCACAGAGCAAGUAGUACCAGUGGUGAUUUCAAAGGCUCCGGAAAUUGAAGAGACACCCCGCACGGCCAGGUCUGACAAAUCUCAUGUUCUGGCUGAGACCAAACAUGAAACUGACCUUCUAACAGCUGGUGCUACCAUGAAAAUAUUGACAAAUAUGUUCUCUUGUUUCAGAAGAGCUGUGGUGUUAGCUCAUAGAGGAAAGCACUGGACAUUGCUUCAGAAUGCUAGCCGCACAAUGUGGAACUGCACCCAUACAGUACUUCUACAUGCAUGUGCAGUUGACCACAGUUCUGGGGACCAUGGAUUACUGACCGUUGAUUUACUUCAGUCCAUCUUGUGGCAGCCAUUUUAUGCAGCUUCUGACUGCCUGCUGGAUAUGAUGGUUGUCUUACAGGAUUCGCUUGAGAAGCAGGCAUCGAGG
Messenger RNA from Candidula unifasciata, 2559 nucleotides. Lineage: Eukaryota; Metazoa; Mollusca; Gastropoda; Stylommatophora; Geomitridae. The record is from the annotation of a GenBank genome assembly.